AAAUCUGUCAGGCCCCGCCUCAGUCCGUUGAAUCUGAUUGGCCGUGUGGACAGAGUAUAAGUAUGUGGCUAAUCUCCACUUUUUCCGUAUGUGUGACGCACUGGGACAAGAGAUGAGCUGAGGAAGUCUGAUAAUUAUCUCUGAACCAGUUCUGUAAGAAGGGCUUACCGAAAUCUCCGUCACCAUUACUGUCUUCGUUUACGCUCGCAACAUUUCAUCUAAGUCUGGGAUUUUAAUUCCAACGUUAUUUGAAGGACCAUGGACUUCUCCAGGAUGUGGUCUGUGAGCAUUGUGACGUUACUGUUCGUCUGUGCCACAUGCAAUGCCACGCCAGUGUCGAUCCCCUGUUCCUACUCUGCCAACAUCUGUGGAGUGUCCACCGUCGAUCCCAUGAUUCACCGCGUGGUGGGGGGCUCCGUGGCACCCAUGGGGUCCUGGCCAUGGACGGUGAUGCUGUUGGAGCUAGGAUCUCAGGUAUGUGGAGGCGCCAUUUUGAGUGAGAAUCUGGUCUUGACAGCAGCGCACUGUUUUGAAGGCAAGAGCAUCGACUCGCACCGGUGGAACGUGCUGGCUGGCAGACACUACAUCGACAAGGUGGACAGGAACGAGAUCAAAGUCAAGUCCUGCCUGUGAUCUCAGACGACACGUGUUCCCGCGCCGACUGGUACGGGUCAGAGUUCAUCCGGAGCACCACCUUCUGCGCCGGAUACGCCGAGGGCAAGAAGGACGCAUGCGCGGCAUCUCGAGCUGGGGCUACGACUGCGCUGAGCCCAAGUGGCCGGGCAUCUACACUGACGUGAGCAAGUACAUUCCCUGGCUACAGCGGCAGAUGGCUGCUCACGUGACCUGUGGAAGCUCGCCCGUCGUGGGAUGAGUCAUGGCUAGGACUGCAUAGAGAUCUACGCUAGUUUGUUUGAUCUACCUGGUGGAAGGUUCUUAGAAAGUUUUAGUGAUAGCGAUAUAUAAUAAUAUCGGAUGAGUCUCGGCUAGGACUGCAUAGAUAUCUACCUUAGUUUGUUACCUGCUGGAAGGUUUUUACCAAGUUUUAGUGACAAUAUCAGAUGAGUCAAAACUAGGACUGCAGAGAUAUCUACGUUCGUUUUUUAUCUAGUGGAAGGUUGUUUUUUGUGUGUUUUUUUUACCAAAGUUUUAGUAGAUCUGGGAAUAUUUUUGAAUUGUGUUAGUAAGUAAGUGUUUUACAGCACUUGAAAUGCAACACGAUAAGGUCAUAUAAGUGCCGCCGACGAU
Aplysia californica (California sea hare) is the source of this 1248-nucleotide messenger RNA. Its product is annotated as serine protease hepsin. Gene Ontology annotation, molecular function: serine-type endopeptidase activity. The record is from RefSeq and is a predicted model, not a curated record. Lineage: Eukaryota; Metazoa; Mollusca; Gastropoda; Aplysiida; Aplysiidae. Gene Ontology annotation, biological process: proteolysis.